UUGACACUAUUAGUUUUGAGUUUGUUUGAAUUAGAAACCAAUUUCUCAGUCCAUUUCAUUUUCUGGCUGUCGUCCUUCCUCUGAAAUAGAGACAUCCCUGGCUGCUUUACUUUUGUAUGCAUAUCCCGUUUGUUACCUUGUACUGGGAAAGACAUGUUUAAUGGGCAUUUCGAACGCAUAUUCUCGACAAUGUUUCUCAUCAUUAGUAGUUUAUUUGUGCAUAUUGCAUUUUUAGUAUCAGUGGUUGAUAUUUAUUUCAAAUCGCCAAUAGUUCAUAACAUUAAACCACAGUCCAGUCCUCUAGAAGCUCCUGCACGCAGGCUUGUUUUAAUCGUUGCUGAUGGUUUACGUGCUGAUUCCUUUUUGGGGGCAGAUGAUUUAUUUAAAACGAAUGCCUCGCACCUGAGGCAUGUAAUUGAGGAGAGGGAAGCAUGGGGCGUCUCUCAUACCAGAGUACCAACAGAAUCGCGCCCUGGAUAUGUGACAUUAAUUGCUGGAUUAUAUGAGGACCCAUCUGCUAUAGCCAAGGGUUGGAAAGACAGUCCAGUGGAAUUUGACUCUGUUUUCAAUGAAAGUCGGUACACAUGGUCCUGGGGAAGUCCUGACAUACUUCCCAUGUUUGCCAAAGGUGCAAGUGGAAACCAUGUUUAUAUAGACAUGUAUGGCUCUGCAGUUGAAGAUUACUCUGGAAGAAGAUCCACAACAAGGUUUGAUACAUGGGUGUUCAGGAAGGUUGAGGAAUUUCUGAACCGUGGCAAGACAGAUGCUGUUCUUAAUUAAAAACUUAAUGAAUAUAAAAUUGUAUUUUUCCUACAUCUUCUUGGACUUCAUACAGCUUCUCAUACACAUAAACCGUAUUCAGUGUAAGUGUUACAGAAGUGAGUGUUUUGAGUCAUACUCCAGUUACUUUGCCCUUUCAGCCUUCGGUAUGUGUUAGAUAGUAGAUAGCUUGCAGGUUCCAAAGCUGUUGUGGGCGUGAUGGUGAUUCAGUCUUGCCAAAAAUCAAAUCAUAGUUUUCCGCUCCAUGGGCAGACACUGGUCCAUCAGUAAGUACAGUAAACUGUGGGUUAUCCUGCCUGAAGUGCUAAUUCAGUGAUCAAAAAUUUCAAAGGAAAUUUACCAUUCUUAUAAGUUACUCAAAAACAUACUUGCAGUGUACAUAUAUUCACCCUUCAUUUAGUAGUUCUUGCAGCCACCUGUAGCGCAGGUACCUGCCUUUCCUUGUGAUGCAGUAUAGUAUAUAUGAUUUAAAUCUAUCAUCCAUCAGUCCGCCUUGUUACCUAGAAAGACAACUAUGUAAUGUUGAACACUGGGUUCUAGUAGCACUCCUGUUAUGGAAAUAUUAUAAAUUCACAAUUUAUUAUUGUCCUUCCAUGUAUAUAGAUUUUGAGAUUUUUAUGGCAGUGAAUGUUCAGAUUUUGGUAUUCUGGGUUGUGACACCUUAUAGCCUUGUAGGCAGGUACUGACAUUUCAGAAAACCGGACCAGUGAAGGCCUCUCGUGAACACAGUAAUGAACCUUCAGGUUCCAUGAAAUGCUGGGAAGCUCUUGAGUAGGUGCACAAUUGGAAGCUUCUUAACAAGGGCUCAAUUUCAUGUUGCCUACAUUUUUGGAGCUGAAGAUGGAAACAUUUCACCCCCACAAUAUCAGUAUCUGCCUGCAAGACUGCAUGGUGACACAGUCAAGAAGACUAGAUUCUGAAGACUUCUUCAGUCUAUUUUUGCCUCUGUCCCGUUUGCAUUAUCCUUUAAGUGCUGAAGUGCCACGUUUGUGACUGGUGGGUAAGGUCGUCGUG
Messenger RNA from Cryptotermes secundus, 1794 nucleotides. RefSeq names its product GPI ethanolamine phosphate transferase 1-like. NCBI's taxonomy places the organism in Eukaryota, Metazoa, Arthropoda, Insecta, Blattodea, Kalotermitidae. The record is from RefSeq and is a predicted model, not a curated record. Bases 154 to 780 code for a protein of 208 amino acids. Gene Ontology annotation, biological process: GPI anchor biosynthetic process. The transcript has 4 exons. Gene Ontology annotation, cellular component: endoplasmic reticulum membrane. Gene Ontology annotation, molecular function: mannose-ethanolamine phosphotransferase activity.